Molecule: messenger RNA, 12296 nt
Organism: Anopheles arabiensis
Lineage: Eukaryota; Metazoa; Arthropoda; Insecta; Diptera; Culicidae
Gene: CAP
Exons: 19
Coding region: 661-10947 (3428 amino acids)
Molecular function (GO): protein binding
Source: RefSeq, a predicted model, not a curated record
UAGAACUGACUGCGCGUGGUGUUUUAUGAAAACGAGCCGAGACACAUUCCAUUGCCGUGUUAGAUUGGUUGAGUGCCAAAUUACCUCUUUUGCAUUCAAUUCACGUCCCUACGUAAGCGCUAGAACCAAAUAGGAGUGCCGGAAAACUGCGUUGGGAUUUUAUGUCUGAAACUGUUGUGCGUAGUGAUUGCCAUAAGCAUAUGUACGAUUCUAUACCGUGAACGAAAAGAAUAUUACGAUGGCUCGCUAUUUUGGGAGUGCAUGCAAAGGCACGUUUGGUUUGAUGCCAUUGGUAUAUCAACAAUAUCAACGAUGGUAAUCGAAUAGUGGUGUUAGUGAAAACAUUGUGUAAUUUUCAAAAAUCGUAGCUUGUAGCAUCUGUUACUAAUUCGACAGCCUAACUAACUCUACAGCCAACACCAUUUACGUUUGUUCGGUACGUUUCGCGGCGUUCUUGCAUUCACGGUAGUGACAUUGAUAAUGAGUGUCGGCAAAACACACUACCAAACCUAUGUGGUGGUAGAUUUGUGAACGAUCGUGUGUUGGUUAAGUCGCGGAUACGAUAGGGUAUAGAUACGAUAGCACUUACGCGCAUGGCUGUAUGCGAGUGCAGAAUGCGAUCGUGUGAGUAAGAAGAAGUGUCAUUUUGAAUCGGAAAACAUGAGGUGUAGUUCGUGUAUCAGUGGCAACAGAGGUAGUCAAUCGAGUAGCGACUAUGGAUCAACAUCAGCGGUGAAGGCGAAUAGAACAGCUGAUUUGGUACACAGCCACCAGAACAUGGAUCAACAACCGGAUGGAGAGCAUAGCCCCGAGUAUAGGGUGGAUUCGCCUUCCUCAAAACAAGAGUGCCUAAACGGAAUGUCCACUGUUGCAGGUGAUUAUCGCCAUCCAUCGAUAAUAAUCGAAGAGCUUGAGGAUGUUUACGACGACGACAACGAUAACGGUGCCGUUGCAGAUAGGGAAAGAAACCCAUCUACAAUCUACCAACAGUACGAGGACAGUCAUGAUCCAACCGGUGAUAAUUUUAUUCGUCUCUCAACACACCCUUCGCGGCUAGAAGUGAUACAAGAAGAAGAAACCAGCGAAUGCAGUGACAGUGAAUAUUCACACAUUUUACCGGCAAACGAUCACACAGUUCAACUAGCGCCUGUGAAUAAUUUAGUUGAUGGAGCAGGUGGAGACGAAAACACUGCUGCGCACGUAACAACCAAAUUCAGUCCGGCAAAUGUACUGCGCGAGUUUAUAAAACACCAUCAACGGAGAAAGCGGCGACGUGAUAUUCCGCGCCAGGGCGCUUCAACUCGAUUUCAGCAAAAAGAGCAUCAGGUUGCAACAACGUGUAUGUUAGUAGACACCAAGGAGAGCGACAUGGCACCAGUGGAGUACAGAAGCAUUUGCACCACGGAAACGGUCAAUAAUGAAAUGAUGCAGGCUGAAGUAAUCAAUAUCGGUUCAAACUCAAGCAGUCUGGAUGAUCUUAGCGAUUUAGACGCGGACAAUCGGGAGAAAACACCUGCACACCUUGAACUAAAACUUGUCGAUACACCCAGUUUUGAAGAAUUUAUCGAUCAUAUAGAUGCCGACGAACCAACUGAUCCGCAUAUUUGUAAGGCAAAUGAGUGUACGCAAAAUCUUGCGAUUUCAGGAGAUCAGUGUUUACAGUACGAUAUUCUCAACCACAGUGGAGAUUCUGCAACGCAUGCGCAGGCUAGCAAUUUUCAGCCAAACCAAAUGCGCGAGUAUGAAGACGCUAUUCUUAAUGAUUCUACGUUAAGUGGUGGCGUUCGUGAUGAUCUGUGUGAGCUUCACAAUGCUGAGAGAGCCAACCGGCAGGUCCAUAACGUAGCGAAAGCGAUGAGCGAGUAUAGAAAUACUCUAAAGAGCGGAGCAUCCGAUACAACCGUAGCAACUGAAAAUUGGUCAUCGCUCGGGGUUAGUAGCUCCUCUGUAGUAGUCGUUGAUCGUGAUCGCGCAUCGGCUGUCCUCGGUAAUAAUCACAAUGCCAUUACGGAUUUGAAGGAUCCGCCAUUCUCAGUGAUCGAUCGUGAUCGUGCAUCAAAGUUCGGCAUCGAUUCUACGGUGAAUCAUUGUGUUCGGGACGAGGAAACACCAUCGCUAAUCGAGAAAAACAUGUACCCCUCGGAGGCAGACUCUACUGUUGAAACUGUUGUGAAAAAGGAAAAUCAAACUGUUCAGACACCUACACCGCAACCCAUUCCUGCGCCGCGAGUGGUGGCAAAACCGGCAAUCCCGUUGCCUCCACCUCCGGUACACGAAAAGGCAAACGUGACUAAUCUGGGUCAACUUUCGGCCGAUUCAGCAGAAAUCAACAGAUCUGACACACCACCCCUUGCACAGUUAGUUCCGCUGACCGUAGAGGCGCUCUCGUCGAAUUCGACCGGAUCUUCUACCAUUGGGCAAAAUGCUCAAGCUCAUAGUAGCGGUCAUCCUAGUAAAAGUGAUCAUGCAAAUGCUAAUCAAACUAGUACGGAAGAUUGUGUCGAUGCAGUAGCAUCACCUGAGCGGCAGACAAUUUUGAAAAGCGCUUCGUGCGAUGAUCAAAGUGUUUUAUUCAAAUUAAUACAAGAACAAGGAAGCACCGCGAGCUCAUCGGAAAGACAUCAUCAAGAAAACGCAGAAAAACUCUGCAAAGUUUCCCCGGCAAUCCAUGCCCAGAGUGGUUGCACGGUAGCUGAUUUGACACGAAACCAAGCGGCCCAUGGGAACAACAUCGACCGUGAACCAAAAAUAGAACAGAGCGAUGUAGAUCACGGUGGACAGAAUUCAUGUGCCAGUUAUGAAGAAACUAUUGUUCGGUUGCCCUCAAAUUCACAAAAUACUAGUUAUGAAACAGUUACUAAUGGGAGUACCAAUACGACUGGAACACACAUAUUUGUAAGCCAGCAUAAAACUGUGCACAAAGAUCAAUCAAAAUUUCCUAACCGGUGUGCAGAACCGUUAGAAAUUGCAAAUGAUUCCUCCACCUCACCGCACCAACCGAAGGAAGUAAAGGUAGCCGAUAUGCGUACAGAGAUCAGUUUCUUAAAAGAUGCUGAAUUACAGGAAGAAUUUCGCAAACUGGAAAUAGAAACGGCCAGAUUUGAAAGAGAGCUGCAACAAAUCACAGUACCCUCCCAUGAGUCCAAUCCACCAAGGAAUGCUGAGCCCGGCAGAAAAUAUUUUGUCUCAAAACAGAGGGAUUUUGCUAUAGAAAGAUCUAGCGUUGCCAAUAUCAAUAAUACGAUGAUGAUAAGCACUGGGGUUGGUACUGAUUCUGACAAUCGACAAAAAGAUGACAGUCUUAAUACGAUUGAUCAACUUGAACAACAUGAUCUGCAAAGAUCAUUCAUCAAUAACCAUCGCGCAAAUAAUGCUACCGUUGCAUCCGGCCUUGGACCAAUUCCUCCACCUCCACCACCACCUAACACUUUAACUGAACCCGCAACAAAUAGCGAAGAAACGUUCACCAAAAAAGUCAAAGAUCGUGUGCGAGAAUUAAUGGCAUCGCAGGCCGCAGCUGAAGAAGCAAACCACGUCAUCAAAUUACGCGGCGGUGGAUUUGCCAGCGCACCAUCGACACCUACAGCAAGCCGGAAAAACAUCGAAGCAGAGUUUAAAGCGUUUAGAGAAAUCCGUCAACGCGAAGCGAUCGCCGACAGGCAGCACUUUGAAUCUACGACUACGCCCAACAACAACGUUUCGGCAAAACAACAACCUACUCAUACCGGUGAGUCUGCGGAACGACGGGAUCAAACUAACAGCGCAAUGAGAAACUUUUCGCCGUCACGAAUUCCUCUCGCAACGUCUAAAAUAUCAUUUGUAUCACGAAACAAACCCAAUGAUGCACCGGGAAAAGCCCGUGCAGGAGACCCAUCAAAUCACGACAAUGAAUCACAUUUGGAAGAUAAUAAUUCUACCGAAAUCAAGGUUAAUGUAGCGGCACUCAUUGCUACACACCAGGAAAAGCAGCAUCAAAGUAUUGGUUCCACAACUGCAGCACAACCUUUAAAAGGUGCCUCUACUUACCAACGAGAACAUGCCGAUAACAACAGUAUUGUUUCGGCACAAAAAGAUGAAGCAACUUCCGAACCGAUAGUUAGCGUCAGUGACAAGUGCCAACAGUUCGAACAGCGUAUUAGAAAAAACUCUAUUGAUAGUAGUGUUAAUACGAUUACCCAGCGAAAACCCUACAACAGUUCUGCGUCAUUGGACGAAUCGCAGCCAAAACCCGAGAGCGGAACAACGUUAACAAUUGGCCCUAAAUUUAAGGCAAAAACAUCUAGCCUAGGCGUGUGGUCCCCCUUCAAUCGAUCUACAGAAGUCCUAACCAAGGAAGAACUUGCCGAACGAUCGUCAUCCAAGAACAAGUCUAACACAUCACAACAAUCUCCCGUUUGGACACCACGCAGCGCGCCCCCAUCACCCGCAACGGAACGUCGCGAAUUCCGUCCAAUCGGGUUUGAAUCGCCGAAACCAACACGGAGAACUUUAACCCCAAGUCCGGCUGAUCCUUCGACCGUGGUAGCGCCCCCCUGGAACCAGCCCGGCUACAAUCCCCCACUGCCCAUUUCAGACAACUUCAAACCUUACCCAAUUCAAAACUCCGCCUCAAACCCAACACUUGGGGCACCUGUUCGCUCGGCAAGCGCAUCCACAACCUCACAAGGUCAGGCUACUCAAGUACGAUUUCCACCCCAGCAAAAAUCUACCAUCUCACAUGACCCAACGAUAAAUACACUUCUUAAAUCGAAAGAUGGAAAAACAGCGACUAUAAAAGCAUCUGAAACAUCAGAGAGCCAGCAGAAAGGCUCAACUACUAGUAUUAUUCGCACCUCAUCGUCUUUAAUGACGAACUCCUCUCGACAGAGUAGCGCGGGCAUCAUAAAUCCUACAGCUAAUCAAAAGCCUUUAGUAGGACAAAGAUCGGAACAAGCUAGCACAUCUUUGCAAGAUAACAAUUAUUCCCAGGAUCGCAAGAUGCAACAGACAGCUCACAAGGUUGAUGGCAUCGGCCCUAUUACCAGGGAAGGAAUGCCACUCACGUUACGAUCAGAAAUUGAUGAAGGCAAUCGAGACAAAUGGUAUAAACAAAUGUACCAAACGCUGCACAAAACCCAGGAUGAUGCCGAUUAUGUUACCGUUCGAUACAAAACUCGCAGAGGAUAUCCUUACAAAUCUAGCGGCUAUCAGUCGGAGCCGGAACCAAACUACGAUUCGGACUACACCGUCAAGUAUAGCACACUCGAUCGUAGACGAACACCGAUCGGGCUAAGUUCGACUAGCUACAGCAAGUUCAACACACUGCAGAACAAACCCACAACACCUCAACAGUACCACCAACAGUCGAUAAAGUCGGUACAUUCUUCCUAUAAAAAUCAGCCAGGAAAAAUUGAAGAUUACAUUCCGGGCCGCUCGUCAAUCUCGGAAAAAGAAUCUAAAGAGUGGUGGGAUGAAGUAAUGGACAUUUUUAACGGGCAAUUAGAGCAUCAGAAACUGACGACUAGCAAGACAUACACUGAAGGGAACUUAUCAAGAGCACUGAAAGAGCAAGGGUACGAGAGUGAUUCUACGCUGGUCUUUCGUAAACGAGAUCCUCCCGCCAGUGCUGCAUUGAGUCCAGUAGAGCAAAAGCAAUACUAUAAAAACAUGCAAGCUGGGGGCGAAGUCCCACUACAAGGGUUUCGGAAACCUGCUCCAGAAAGGCCAAAAGAUCACAGUGAAGAACAGAUCGAGUCGGAUUUGAUGGUGGAAAUCAAGGAAAGUAUGACUGGCAGCCAAUCCAACGGCGCAAAUGCCGGAAAACUGGCCAUGUCCGCUGACGGCAGUACCAAUCCAUUCCGCCAUCGGGAGACCAUUGCCUGUUAUCCUAUUACAAACAUUCACCGACCGCUGGACAUGUUUGGACCUUUUCCGAAAGAGUACCGCACGUUCGUACCACCCGCACCGCCGAGCCGAAAGUCUUCGCGCAGCAACUCAACGUUAAAAAUCAUGUCGCAGGUCAAAACAAACACAUUCAAUAGACGUACGAUGCUCGAACGAACCACCACCACAACGUCGUCAUCGUCUGGAAUGAAACAACCAUCAAAAUUCCGAUCAAAAUCGGCGGGACCCUUAUUCUACGGGGGUGCUACUUCGAGCUCUUCGAUUGUAACAUCCGCGUCGCUGAUGAAAGAGGAAAAAAAUCAAGAAAACAGUACACGAGUAGCUUCCAAACGCUAUACCGCUGGCUCGUAUCGAACAAGCUCGAGCAGCCCCACCGGACAGCAGCGAAAGGCGAGUCAAAGUCCGGUGGCAUUCGGUAGAGGCAUCUCGAAGGAGCGUACGUUCGCGGAAGAAAAGAAACGCAUCGAGGAAAAACUACCCAAAAUUGUUUCAGUUUCAACAAGCAUUUUGCGCAAUCCAGAACUAAAAUCUCCGAAUGAAGUCAAGAAAGCCUUGCGCAGUUCGUAUCUUCCGAUAGUGGGCAGAGUAGAAACCCCUGAAAGGUCAUCACUGAAACGCUACUCAUCGUAUGGAACGUAUCGCAGCGCAUCAAGCAUUUAUUCUUCGAACAAAAGUAUUAAUCGAGUUUCAUCUCCUGCUUCGACGUAUAAGAGGGAAGAGAAGAAUGGCUCACAUCAUCACCAGCUAAAGAAAUCCUUCAAUCGGAAAUCCUCCACAGUGCGCACCACGACGCCAAGCAUCACAAUUAAAACAAGCUUCCAAAAAGCAUCGAAAGCUUUCGGACUCAAAGCCAAAACAUCCUCAAAUCAAAGUCUCGCCCGUACUUGCUCGACUUAUUCAAUCGAUUCUACCAAUUCCAAGACCCGACGAUCCCGUAUUUCAGACGGUCCAUCAAGCACCAUACCACCGACCAGAAACCAUCCGAGAUCUGCUCAAAAAAUAUUUCUGGGCAACAGUCUAGACCGUGGACUUAAGACUGUAAAGACCAAAUCACUCACACCAGUGUUACAGGAAACACACCUUCAGUCUAUGGUACAACGUAACGAAAGUAUGCGCAGUGAUGAUUUUUUCCAGAAACUUUUCCUUCGAGGACAUCCGCCCCAAGGUGAAACAGAUGGCGAUGGAAAACCGACAAGUGUACUAGAAAAAGCCCGCAUGUGGAAUAGUCUUACGUGCCGUUCGGAGCCUUCACUCAAACAAUCUAAUUACUAUCUCUCUCAAGUGAAACCCGUAUCAUCCUCCAAAUUUAAAACCAACGACCGGUCCGAUAUUUCAGAGCUAUCCACUGCAUAUCAAAUCGUACGCCAGAUUGGUGGAGACGUAGUCGAACAAGUAAACCGGUUCGAAUCGAUGAUAAAACUCACGGAUAAUCAGCAAGACGACCAACAUCAAUUUGGGUACGUUCGUGGGCGACGUAUGGAAAUAGAUUACAGCUUCCACGAGCGCAGCCGCAGUGAGCCACCGGCAGAGAAAACGACCACCACUACCACUAGUACGAUUAUACAGGAAGAGCUGAUCGGUACAGACACGCCAAGAACAAUCGUGGGUCGACGGUGCCAAAUUGCUCAACGCACAUCCCGGUCGCCCUCCUGUCGACGCAUUCAGUAUCUCAAAGGGAAAGAAGGACAGGUAAAGAAAAUCAUACGAGCACGCAGCCUGAGUGGUACCAACGGGCAGCGAGGUCGUUUGGACAAACCCAAGGAUGAGCUGGUCCGCAGCCACUCACUAAAUCUCAGCCAAGAUUCCAGUGUUUCGCGUAGCCGCUUUCGUGAGCUGAACACUUUCUACAAUAGCCUCGAGCGACUCGGACAGCUAGAACGCGAAACGUCAUCUUCGUCCAACGACUUACGGCCUUCUCGGCGCAUGCGAGAAGAAGAAAUCAUCGACUACGAUCUCUGGAAGCGUGUACGCGUCCAAGAGAAAGCAGAACGUGAGUUGAGUCAGCUGAAGAGCAAGCUCAAACAAGAUCAGCGCGAGAAGGAUCUGUUUUUCUUGCCUCGCGAUCCAGAAGAUGUACGCUGGCGAAGCGACCUGGAUACGGGACUGCGCAAUCGAGAAAAAUCGGUAGAGGAUUUAAAAUGUAUUCUGAAUGAACAGGCGCUUAACUUUGAGGAUGCAAAACUACGCGAUCUCGAAACUCGCAAAGACCAUUACAAACCGCUGUGGCGGGGAUCAUCAGUCAUUGAUGUCGCCUCCCAUUUGGAGGAAAAAUAUUCUACUCAAGGCGAAAAAAGAGAUGAACCCCAGUCGCUGGAUAUUAUCAGCAGUAACCUGCUCAGCACACUAUCGUCGGAGCAAAUGAAAAAACUAAAGAACCAACUGAGUGAAAUUUAUAGCAACAGUACCCCAAAGGACCCGGCCACGCCAUCGCGCGUUUCCUCCGAAAUGUACCAUCAUCAAGAGGAAUACAUUAUCAACGUGCCCGAAAGAGCUAGCCGACUGGAAUCGUUGCUUAAAGUACGCAGCCACUCGGUGCUCACACAGGAUAAAGUAAAUCAAUGCCAGCUUCGAGCGCAAUCGCUUAAACUCGAGCAUAAAACCGGCGAAAAACUAGCCAGCAAAUCAUCCCCCCAGAGUAAUCAACAAACCUUUCAAAGCAACUCCUUGCCUUCAAAAACAUUUGAUCGAGUUGCUCUUUCACGAUCGCUCUGCCAGGAGCUAAAGGAUAAAAUUUUGGAAAAGCAUCAUACACUACCAUCGAUCGGUAAAAAGAAAAAAAAUGCUCGACCAACAAUUCUUGCGUCGGAGGCAUCGAUAUUCUCAUCGUUAGAGAACACCAAGAAAAGGGACGAUGCAAACACAACUUCAUCAACACAACCACAACAACAACCGUUAAUCCGACAACAAACAAGUGAGGGUGCCAACAAACAUAUUGAGGAUAGGGCACGUAAAGAAAGGCUACAGUCGCACUGCGACACCGAAAGUAUCUCCUCAGAAACCUCCAACAAAACGGUCAUUUUUCGCAGUCAGACAUUGUGCCAGGCUGCAGCAGACGAUGUACCUGUAGAGGAUAUCAAAACUAAGAUCAAGUAUUUUGAAAACAAGCAAGGAGAGGACACUCCCACUGUGACCAUUUACCAUGCCCGAGAGGAUUCGUCUCUCUCCGAGGAUGAGUCCGGGACUAAACAACAAGCAGCAAGCAAGAAAAGCGCAGCUAAAGGAACGUCCGGUUCAAUGAUAACGCUAUCCCAAUCAUUCACUGAUCUGAAAGAUCUUUUCGGCGAAAAACGAUCGGUGUCCUGUUCCGCCUACACUGCCAAUAGUUCCAGCCAGGAAUCGAAGCGUACUUCAGUGCGAAAAAUGUCACCGAAACGCUUCACUUUUCGAUCCCGAAGUUCCACCCCGGACUACGCUACCUGCAUACAGACGGGUGAGGUGAAAAAGAUUAAAGAUAAGUUUGAAAGUUUGGACGUGAACAUAUGGCGCCAAUCGGAAGACAUCGCAGCAAGUUCAGAACGACAUUAUCAGAGCGAUUCAGAGCUAAGUCGCCAACCGUUCGGUGAGUACGAGAAACGUGACACUGAAAACUCCAGCAAGAAAGACCAAAGCAAGCAAACGACACCAUCUACGAUCGUGCGCCAUCACGAAUCAGGGGACGUUUCCCGUAUCACACAUAAAUACGAGGCACAGUCGGAACGUGCCCGGUGCCGCAAAUCACGAAAAGAUCGCGUAAUAUCACCCAUACCAAAAAACCCCUUUCGGAAGGAUGAUCGGUUCAUGCCGCAUAUAAACGUCAUCAGUAAGACAGCGUCGCUUAAGCAAGAAAUUAAGCCUACGCGUGCUCUCCACCAUCAUCAGCAUCAUCCGUCAGCCAAAACGACGUCCGCAGUACUCCAGGCGCCUCAUGAAACGUGCGCAUCGUCUCGAACUACUCCAACUCCAACUGGCAGCGCACGUCGCAGCGCGUCCUCGGGUAGUGAGGAGUUUGAAAAGCUCAAAAAGUCUCCGCGCCGCUACAUCGAAAGUGAUGUCAACAUCCAUUACAAAACGCCGAUCCGGUUCGAGUAUAAGGAACCGAUCCCGGACGAUGAACUUGCCUAUCGGCAGGCGGAGCAUAUGCGACGGGUUUAUCAGGAAGAACGCCGCCGGAAGUACAUACAUGAAUUGGAAGACAUGAAUGCCCGGCGGCACAUGGACAACAUUUUGCCGUCGCAAAAAUCGCCCAUCCCGCUGAACCGGUAUGACGAUUUUCCCGCUGAUCUGUCUCCGAAACCGCUGAUCGUUCAGCAGCCCAAAACCAUUGCCCGAGCGUUGUACAACUUUCAGGGACAGAGCGUAAGGGAACUGUCUUUCCGCAAGGGCGAUAUAAUUUAUUUGAGAAGGCAAAUCGAUAAGAAUUGGUACGAAGGAGAGCAUAAUGCCACGGUCGGCCUAUUGCCAGCUAAUUAUAUAGAGAUUCUUACUAGAGACAUCGUGAAUGUAAAGCAACCGCUACCCAAGAAACCCACUCGGGAAGGUAAGGCAAGGGCUAAGUUCAAUUUCACCGCACAAACUGCCGUCGAGCUGUCGCUUCUGAAGGGUGAGCUGGUGACGCUCACGAGAAGAGUGGAUGACAACUGGUUCGAAGGCAAAAUAGGAAGCAAAAAGGGAAUCUUUCCAGUAUCGUAUGUAGAGAUACUGACCGACAUCGAUGGUGAGGAGAGCUACGACAUCGAACCAAUUGUCAGCCGCCCUCAGUCCGCUCUGGGAGUCACUAGCCAAACGUCACAGGCACUGACAACGCACUUCGACAACUCGCACACCAACGGCCGCAUCUCGCCCGGUAUCGUACGAGAAACGAAAACGAUUCAGAAAACGGAAGUUUUGCACGUAGACACAUCUAAUGAACCUAUAUCCUAUCGCGCUUUGUAUAACUACAAACCACAAAACACCGAUGAACUAGAGCUGCUGGAAGGGGAUGUAGUCUACGUUUUGGAGAAAUGUGACGAUGGUUGGUAUGUCGGCACGUCCGCACGCACAGGAUGCUUCGGCACGUUUCCCGGAAACUACGUCAACAAAAUGUGAGACAGCGGAUGAUGAUGUGUCUUUGAAAAUCUUCAACUCAACAUCACCAAACCCCGCCCGAACACCCAUGGUUCUGGAUGCACGCGGAACGAAACGAAACGACCGUGCCAAUGCACACAAAAGGGCAGCUAAAGGCUAGCACGAUAGCAAUGUUUUAGUGGCUGCCUACACCGCGAGAUAAGAACUAACUCUCACCCUUGCCAACAAUUCACCUACAUUUGUGAUGCGACAAAGAGCAAUACCAAAAAAUCACAACCAUACAAAAAAAGCUAAUUCUAUCGAAGUAGUGGCUUGCUAGUCAUAGUGAUAUCUACCAUUUACAACCAAACGUGGAAAGAGUUGAUUAUGCGUACAAAUUAAUUACUAUUGUAAAGCAUAACAUAGAAACAGAGAAGAACAUUAGCCGUUGUUGUUUGUAGCUUUUUGGUCCACAUGCAAACAAACAGAAGAAGAAGAAGAAAAAACACAUUUGCCUUUUUUCAAACAACAGCAACAAAACAAAUUAUUGGACUAGUGUCGUAGCAAACAAUCGUAGCAAAUCGUAAGCAAAACAGAGGUGCCUUCAUACCACAAGCAAUUGCGAUCCCAUUAAAACUCAGAUUUGAUUCACAGGGACUGACAAACUGAAAUUGCCUUACAAAUUCAAUUUUCUUCGACAAAGAUUUCGAUAAAACUAACGGAAGCGUUACACCAUCCGCAAAAAAAAACAAACGAUAUUGCUUGCCUUCGGUUCAACUGAUUAAAUCUAGUGAAGCCAAACAAAACAAUGCGCACCAGGGUUAGCAUCACCACAAAGUUUAAGCAAAUCUCGUCUGGAUAUCUCAUACCUUAACCGUUUGUAAUGCACAGUAGGAACAUUUUAAUUUCGUGUGAACACUGACUCACCUUCAUUUAUGCACGCAUCCUAAUAACAUAAUGCAGUGCAUUAACACACUCAAAUUUGUGUUUGUUGUUUCUUACAUAAGAAUAACUCACUUUCGAUGUUUAUCGUAACCGAGUCGACACCUCAUUAAACGUAACAUGUUUCAAUAAACGAUCACAUUGUGUACAAUCAAAAACUGGUAAACAAAAAACACACACACUAACUUUAAUCGUUAUCAGCUAGUGAGAUGUAUUAAACUUUAUGCCCAGCAUACCACCAUUAGCAACAUAACAACUAGCUACAACUUGUAACGGUCAUCUAAAGAGAAACCCUCCCCCAAAUCAGAUACUUAACCAAUUGUUCAGCAAGAUAUGCACGUUUUAGUCGAAGAGAAUCCUAUUGCUAGGUUUUAAUGACACGUGGUAUAACUUUUCCUUUGAGUGGUUUAAUAAUAAUACAAUAAACAUCCAGACAACUACUGGCCGAA